Glycine soja is the source of this 1311-nucleotide messenger RNA. RefSeq names its product gibberellin 3-beta-dioxygenase 1-like. The transcript is spliced from 2 exons. NCBI's taxonomy places the organism in Eukaryota, Viridiplantae, Streptophyta, Magnoliopsida, Fabales, Fabaceae. Gene Ontology annotation, molecular function: gibberellin 3-beta-dioxygenase activity. The coding region runs from base 23 to 1066 and encodes 347 amino acids. Gene Ontology annotation, biological process: gibberellin biosynthetic process; response to light stimulus. The record is from RefSeq and is a predicted model, not a curated record.
CAAUUUCAUAUCUUAAUUAAAAAUGAACACUACUCUCUCUGAAGCCUACAAAGCACACCCUCUCCACCUCCGUGACAUUAUUCCCUUAGACUUUUCUUCAGCCCAUAGCUUACCUGAUUCUCACGCAUGGUCUCACUCUCAACCCAACGAUGAUGAUUAUGUCUCAUUCAAUGAUGAUGCAUCAUCAUCAUCAUUCAUACCCAUCAUAGACCUCAUGGAUCCAAAUGCCAUGGAACAAAUAGGCCAUGCAUGUGAGAAAUGGGGUGCUUUCCAAUUGAAGAACCAUGGCAUACCCUUUUGUGUUAUUGAAGAUGUAGAAGAAGAGGCUAAAAGGCUCUUUGCUCUUCCCACUGAACAGAAGUUGAAGGCUCUUCGAUCUCCUGGUGGUGCGACGGGGUAUGGCAGAGCAAGGAUUUCACCGUUCUUCCCAAAGUUCAUGUGGCAUGAAGGGUUUACCAUCAUUGGUUCUCCCUCUCAUGAUGCCAAAAAGAUAUGGCCUAACGAUCAUGCAGGGUUUUGUGAUUUGAUGGAGAAUUAUGAGAAGCAAAUGAAGGUUCUAGCGGAGAGACUAACACAGAUGAUGUUCAGCUUAAUGGACAUAAGUGAGGAGAAAACAAAGUGGGUUGGUGCAAGCAACAUAAGUGGAGCUGUUCAGUUAAAUUUUUACCCAAGUUGUCCCGAGCCAAACCGAGCCAUGGGCUUAGCCCCUCACACAGACACUUCUCUCUUCACAAUUCUUCACCAAAGCCGAAUCACUGGUCUUCAAAUCUUCAAGGAAGGAAAAGAGUGGGUUCCUGUGCACCCUCACCCUAACACCCUGGUCGUGCACACUGGAGAUCUCUUGCACAUCAUUUCCAACGCCAGGUUCCGUAGUGCACUUCACCGUGUAACGGUGAAUAGUACACGGGAACGUUACUCUGUGGCUUAUUUCUAUUCUCCACCGUUAGAUUAUGUGGUUUCUCCUUUAGUUGACUCUGUCGCUCGUUUUCGUGAUGUGACUGUGAAGGAGUAUAUUGGGAUCAAAGCCAAGAAUUUUGGAGAAGCAUUGUCUUUGAUUAGUACUUGAAAUUAUAUGUAUCUUAAUUAUGUUAUGUAUUAAUUCCUUAAGCAUUUAUCUAGUUAGAUGCUUUAUUAAUUUAAUUUGCUUCUUAUAAUUUUGUUUCUUUGUGGAUUUCCUAUUUUUGUUGGUUGUUAGGAAGUGGUAGAUAUAUGAUGUACGUGGUAGGAAGGAUUGGGAACAGCUUCACAUUUUAAGUGCAAAGUUGAUGUCUCAUUAACUUUACACCAAGUUUUGCUUCUAGCACAUUCAAA